AUGGUGAUUAAAGAACAAAACACUCCGGCUACGGUGGAGGAGACGAACAGCGCCAUGGACGACACAUUCGGCUGUGGGGAGACGGGUGAAACACCGGCCAAAACACACAUCAUCUCGCAGGAAAUCAAGUUCGCCCGUGCACUGGCCGGUAACGAUGCUAAGUUGCGGCGGAAGGUGCUGAAGAAUCUGGAAACUUGGCUCACUACACGCAGCCAAAGUACCUUCGUAUUCAGCGAUGCGGACUUUUUGCGCCUCUGGAAGGGUCUGUUCUACUGCAUGUGGAUGUCGGAUAAACCGCUGGUGCAGGAAGAGCUGGCCGAGUCGCUUGGUGCGCUGGUACGCUGCUUUCAACACGACGUUCCUGUAGCGUUACAGUUUUUCAAAGCCUUUAUCGUGACCAUGGGCAUCGAAUGGUUCGGUAUCGAUCGCUGGCGUACGGACAAGUUCAUGAUGCUUGUGCGUCGUGUGACACGCCAGAUGCUCUUUUUGCUGCACGAAACCGGCUGGCAAACGGAACACGUCGCACUGUUCGUGAAGACGAUCGAGACCACCAUACUGGACAGUGAGGUAUCUCCGUUCGGUCUCACGAAUCAUUUCAACGAUUUGCUGCUGGAAGAGGUGGCCAAAGUGAGCGACGGUGACGUUCCCAAGGGUAUCGUUACACAGCUGGUCGAACCAUACGUUCGCUUUCUGAUGCAGUGCUCGGACAAAUCGGUUGGAUCGGCGACCACGACCAAUAUCUUCCACGCUCUGUUCCGACAGUCGCAGCUGGGGCAAGCGUUCGAAGAAAAGUUUGAACUGUGGAAACGAACCGGCUUCAUCCACGGACAUAUUGACAAGAAAGUGUACGAUCCCCGGGCGGGACGAGUGAGUGUAACCAUACCGGAGAUUGAGUUUGAUUGCGAGGAAAUCAUUUCGCUGUUCGAAAAGUAUCGCUUCAAAUCCUUUGUUACGACCAUUGGCAAGAAGAAUGCCACGCUACUGGUGAAGCAGUUCAAAAAGUUCGCUGACGGCAUUUAUCCGCUCGGUAUUCAGCGUAUGCCAAGCAUUAAUCCUCGCAACUAUCGCGUGGACAUUGACGAGCAGGUUGAAGAUUUGGAAGAGUUUCGCCGGGAGCUGUACGGUGACCAGAAGGCCACAAACUGGAAAGAGAGAAAGCGCGAAAUACGGUUGCAGAAGAAGUUGGCACGCGAACAGCAACAGCAGACCGCUGGCGGAGAGGACGGAACGGAUGGAGCUGGUACUGAGCAGGAGGCUGACGAUACGGCUGAACCGAAUACCGUGGUUGCGAAGAAGAAAAAGUCCAAGAAACGGAAGCUCAAUCCGACGGAAUUGAAAAAGCAGCAAAAAAUGGAACUAUUGAAACGUAAAAAGGAGGAAAAGAUGAAACUGCUCAAGGAGCGAUUAAAACAAUCGAAAAAGAAUACCACAAACGAAACCAUAGCUCGCAAGAUGGAAGUCAAUAGCGGCAGUAGCGUGGAUGAAAAAACACCUAAGCUAUCCUCGAAAAAGAAACUCGAUAUGUCUUCCGAGUCACUCGCAAAAUCACCCAGCAAGAUUCAACCACCAUCAACCGCGGGACAAGCGGUAAAGCAAGCAAAUGUUGGCAAAAAAGCAGGCAGCAAAAACGGCAACAAACAACCGUUUCAAACCGUUGAUGAAUGGUCGGAACCACUGAAAGAUGGCGAGGAAGAGUACUUUAUUGCUUCGCGUAAACUAAAGAAAGCCUCAAAGAUGAACCUCUCGUCCGUUUCUUCUACUUCACACACUCCGGUUGCUGAUGAGCGGAAGAAGGGUUCGCUCAAAAGGACACCGCCUACUGGACAGCAGGCCACCGAUUCCACUAAGGAUGAUCACGAACCAGUAACGCCAGCCCGGAAGCGUGUUAAGAUUGCGCUGAACAAGAACGUAGCACAGGAACUGGAUGAGCACGUAAAACAAGUCAAAAGUUCCCCGCAAAUGCCAUUCGAUUCAGCAAAGAAACCCACAAAGAGCCUGCUGAAACCGAACCUUAUACCAAGCCCGGUCAAUCCAUUCUACAAGAAGAAGAUCGGCCUCAAGUGA
Anopheles aquasalis is the source of this 2064-nucleotide messenger RNA. It is a transcript of the gene Nnp-1, whose product is annotated as Ribosomal RNA processing protein 1 homolog Nnp-1. Gene Ontology annotation, biological process: rRNA processing. Gene Ontology annotation, cellular component: nucleus; preribosome, small subunit precursor. The record is from RefSeq and is a predicted model, not a curated record. Lineage: Eukaryota; Metazoa; Arthropoda; Insecta; Diptera; Culicidae.